Messenger RNA from Chara braunii, 1105 nucleotides. NCBI's taxonomy places the organism in Eukaryota, Viridiplantae, Streptophyta, Charophyceae, Charales, Characeae. The record is from the annotation of a GenBank genome assembly.
GAGAAGGGAGAGAAGGAUAGAAAGAGAGAGGAUGUCUUGACACACUGCGAAGGAGAUCCGACUUGUUAUCAGCAGACAGAUCAAGUUUGCAAUGAUCUCAGGCCGAAGACCAUGGAGGACGUCCCAGAGAGUGACGUGGGAAGAGAGAGCGCAGGCGUGGUGAGAGAGAGCGCACGCGUGGGGAGAGAGAGCGCAGGCGUGGGGAGAGCAGGAGAGCAAGUCUUACUACAGAGUGAUGGGAACACUGUCAGAGAGAGUGCAGACGAGGACAGGGAGAGAGAGGACGAUGUAGCGAUCAAUUCGAAAAGAGAGAUGAGAGGUGGGAAGAGAGAAAGAGAGGAUGAACCUGGACCUCAUUGCCGACAUGAUGCUGCUCAUUGCCAAGAUGUCCUGGUGCAUGCCUUCAGCUUUCUCGAUGUCAGGAGCAGGUAUCGGGCAGGCGCAGUUUGCAAGAGCUGGAAUAGAGCGUCCUGGGAUCCCGGCUGCUGGAAGGCGGCCGACGCGACACGCAGCAAAUUACGGAUCCGAUCCCGACGGGAAUCUAGGGAGCUUUUAUACUCUGCAGCUCAUAGCCAGCAAUUGCCCCCUCCUUGAGACUCUGGUACUCGAGUAUCCGAAGCUCGACGAUUGGCAAUCGAGUUCACAAGGAUGGAUGCUGGCCGUUGAUGCGCUCGAGAGAGGAUGUCGGUCGCUGCGCGAGGUGGAUCUCGAAGUGUGUCCAGACAGUGUUCAAUGCGAGGAGCUCACAGUGGAACUGGUCACGCGUUUUCCACUGCUGACCGCUUUGCGCCUUUACGGCACCGACACUGAUGACGAUUCCCUGCGCGUGAUCUUAACAAAACACCCUAAUUUGGAAUUUCUGCAAUUGACCGCAGAGGACCUAAUCACGGACGCCAGCUUGGUUAUGAUUGGCAGCAAACUGAAGCGCUUGAAAACUCUAGAGGUGGGAUGUUGCAUUGAACUGACGGAAGCGGGUUUGAAAUCCUUGCGCUUGGAACGGAAAGAUCUGAAAGUCGUAGUGGAAGAGUAGGGCCCUCCCUAUGUAAUUAGUAUUAUAUGAUAUGAUAUGAUUAGGCGUGUAGCUUAACAGAUAUGAUUAGGCGUG